AUGUCGACCCAUCCCGUAUCAUCCGCUCCCGACGUCGACGAUGAGUCCUAUGACUCCGCUGAAGAUGAAGACUUCCAGCUGGACGCGCAGGACGACUCCGAGCUGUCCUCCGACAACGAGACCGCCGAACCAGCCAAGAAGAAACGGAAAACAGACUCGCAAGCAGAGACUCCAGCAGAUGAAGACCUAGACUCUGGUGACGAGGCUACUAUUCGGAAGGCGAGGGAGAAGAAAGCAAAGAGGCGCAGAGGCAAGAAGGAGAAGGGCACACACAUUGAAGACGAUGGCGACCUCGAUAUGGAUGAUGAGGAAGGGGGGGCGGGGGGCUUUGUGCGAACGCGAGCGAUGAAGAUGCGAAUACAUGAAGAGCGCAAACCGCUGGCUAAAAUCGACGGCGCGACUGUGGACGUGGAUGCCCUGUGGGCGAAGAUGAACGCCCCCGAUACCGACAGCGGGAUACCGCCAUCCCAAAUUCAGCAGGACGCCCAGCAAGCUCCCGAGGUCGACCACGCAGACACCGAGAUGCAGGAUCGCCCAGUCCCAGCUGCAGAGGAGAGCACGCGCCCUUCGGAACACGCUGAACAGAUGAUCAAGAUCAAGCGCACAUAUAAGUUCGCGGGCGAAAUGAUCACCGAAGAAAAAGUCGUGCCCAAGGAUUCGGCCGAGGCCAAGGCGUUUUUGUCCGGUGGCGACAACGCCGAAUACACCGAUGCCAAUGCUGUCGAGACGGUGGAUGCCCACCCGCUGCGCCGACCUCUUCGCAAGAUCUCGCGGUUCGAUCCUAAUCCGACCGGGACGAUCAAGAAGAGCUGGGAGAAACAGCCCGUCGCUGAAGUUGACAAGGAUGCUCGCGGGCCGAAAAUCAAUACCGUUGAGAAGUCGAGACUCGACUGGGCGGCGUAUGUGGACAAUGCUGGGAUCAAAGACGAGCUCCGUGUGCACAGUAAAGCCAAGGAGGGCUAUAUUGGCCGCAUGGACUUCCUGGGUCGCAUGGAGGCCAAGAGGGAAGACGAGCGACGAGCUGCCCGGCUCAAGGGCAUGUGA
This is a messenger RNA of Penicillium alfredii, 1044 nucleotides long. It is a transcript of the gene swc5, whose product is annotated as putative Swr1p complex component (Swc5). The transcript is spliced from 2 exons. NCBI's taxonomy places the organism in Eukaryota, Fungi, Ascomycota, Eurotiomycetes, Eurotiales, Aspergillaceae. The coding region runs from base 1 to 1044 and encodes 347 amino acids. The record is from RefSeq and is a predicted model, not a curated record.